This is a messenger RNA of Zingiber officinale, 4976 nucleotides long. RefSeq names its product NF-X1-type zinc finger protein NFXL1-like. Gene Ontology annotation, biological process: regulation of DNA-templated transcription. Gene Ontology annotation, molecular function: RNA polymerase II transcription regulatory region sequence-specific DNA binding; zinc ion binding; DNA-binding transcription factor activity, RNA polymerase II-specific. Gene Ontology annotation, cellular component: nucleus. The coding region runs from base 1527 to 4787 and encodes 1086 amino acids. The transcript has a single exon. The record is from RefSeq and is a predicted model, not a curated record. Lineage: Eukaryota; Viridiplantae; Streptophyta; Magnoliopsida; Zingiberales; Zingiberaceae.
CAGACAGCGGCCUUGACGGGUGUGCCUGCCUGGCUUUGUCGGGUCGGGCGCGGAUUGCGCUGGGUGCCUGCCAUUUCCACCCGACAAAACUUCGUCUCUUCGUUAAAUUCUUCAUGCAUUUCCAUGCACGCCACUUAAUUUACGGACACAGUUAGUCCCAUACAUCUUCAUCAGCAAUCUGCCAAUAUGAUUUCAAAAAAAACACACACAAGAAAUUAAUGCUCACUCAUUCAUCCCAUAGAUUGGCCUCAAAAGGCAUUCCAGCUUUUAAUGAUCUCCGAUGUGAAUUUUUGUACUCUGCGUUCUGCAACAGUAUAACCAGAAGAGAAAAAAAACAAAAGAAAGAAAGAAAAAGUUGAGGUUUACACUUCUCUCCUCUCCUCUCCUCUAUAUAUGCCUUUCUCCUCUCCUCAAUAUCCAUUCAAUUUUCUUCUGUGUUACACUUCUUGUGUGAAUACAUGGGCUCUCUCUGUUGUCUUCCACAGCUUUCUUGAACUGCAUGCUUGCAGAUACAUUUAUGAGUCCGGUUGCAGUUCAAUGAAGCUGUGGGAAAUCACAGAGAUGGUCGAGCAGUUUAAUUUUAUCCUCUCUUGCAUCAAUUUAGCUGUCUAAUUACUUCUCGAGACCAGUUUUUUCCUCCCCAGAAUACUUCACAUGGCAUGAAGAUUUCUGAAUUCAGUUGUUUCCUUUUCUACUUUUUAAAAAGCUGAAAAUUGUUCAGAUAUUAAUUCCAAUUGAUUUAUUUUCUACAAAUUUUUGGAGUGGGCACCUGGUCCUCCCUCAUCAUGCAAGGAAAGAUGAUGCUCUUCAUGAUGAGAUAUCAAGUCUGGCUAUUUUUAUUUUUCUUAAAAAAUAAUAAUUUAGAUAUCUUUUUUUAUGGUGUUAAAGCUUAAUUAAUUAUAUGAGAUAAUCAUGUGUUUUAGAAACACUAAAGUGUAUUAUUCUGAACAAUAUACGUUGUAUUUGAUUACUGACUUAUAAAUCUACUUCAUCAGCAUAUUUUUUUCAUAUCACUUCUGGUAAUUUUAUUUUUACCAGAAAAUCUUCAUCCGAAUAGCACCGAUUUAUGUUUUGAAUUUAUAUAUAAUAAUAAUGUAAUCCGAGAGAUAAAUUGAAUAAUUUUGACGUCGUUGAGUCAAUAGAAAGGUUGGGUUUGAUCUUAUUGGGCCGCUCAAGGGCCCAUUUAAGAAAUGAGGAUUGUGAAAUUUAUUCAUAUGCCGUUGGCUUUUUUUCGUAUUAUUCUUUUAUUUUUUUUAUCCAUUGAAAUUUUUUCGUGUCCUCCAAGUAAUAUCAUGGGGAAGACGGUUCUCGAUAUAUAUAUUAUUAUUAUUUUUUAUAAACUAAAGGCCGAAUGAUUUGAAAGCAUUUAACGCCGUGGCUUUCUGGUAAUAAAAGGCGUCGUCAAGUUCUCCUUUCCAUCGCAAGAGAGGAUUCGCCCUCUUCUCUAUCGUCUCCUAGGGUUUGCCUUUAUCUUCCCCAAUCUCACGGCUACCGGAUCCCAAAUCGAAGGAUUUGUCUCGUCCAGUAUGAGGCCGACCACCGCCGAGAGAAGCCAGCAGCAGCAGCAGCAGCAGCAUCGCAACGACCGGAGGCCUCGCCCACAUCACCGACCUCCUUAUGCCUCUGGUGAUCGCCAGGAAUGGGUUCCCCGCGGAUCCGCCUCCGCUUCUAUCCUUCCUACUCCGCCGCCACCGGCAGUCUUCGAACCCGAACCCGCCUACCGACAUUGGCACCGCCAGCCUCGGCCGUCUCCACCGGCUUCUGCGGCGGAGAAGCCGACGUCGGAAUACGGGCCGGACCUCUCGAUGCCGCAGUUGGUGCAGGAGAUUCAAGACAAGCUGGCGAAUGGGACGGUGGAGUGCAUGAUUUGCUAUGACAUGGUGCGGCGAUCGGCCGCGAUCUGGUCGUGCUCCAGCUGCUACUCAAUCUUCCACCUUCACUGCAUCCGCAAGUGGGCCCGUUCGCCUACGUCCUCUGAUGUCCCGUCCGCCGGCGGGGGGGAUGGCGGCAGCGCGGGAUGGCGGUGUCCUGGGUGCCAAUCGGUGCAAUCCAUAUCUGCCAAGGAGCUAUCUUAUACUUGCUUCUGUGGUAGCCGACGGGAUCCUUCGAAUGAUCUUUACCUCACUCCCCACUCCUGUGGAGAACCAUGCCGAAAAUCACUUGAUCGGACUGCGCCCAAUAAGUUGGCGUCGGAUGAUGAUGGUGGUUACCAUUGUCCCCAUGUCUGCGUCCUCCAGUGCCACCCUGGGCCGUGCCCACCGUGCAAGGCCUUUGCUCCAGACCGGCCUUGCCCAUGUGGCAAGACGAUGAUUGUCCGACGAUGCUCUGAUCAAAAUAGUCCCUUCUCGUGCGGGCAGCAGUGCAAUCGUCUCCUUUCUUGCGGCCGCCACCGGUGUGAAUUGAUUUGUCACACUGGUUCGUGUAGCCACUGCCGAGUACUUGUUACUACUGUUUGCUUUUGUAAGAAGAAGACUGAGGUUGUUCUUUGUGGUGAUAUGGCGGUGAAGGGAAACGUAGAAGGUAUUCAAGAUGGGGUCUUCUCGUGCAAUUCUGCCUGUGGUAAUAUUCUUUCGUGUGGGAACCAUUUCUGCCGAGAAAAAUGCCAUCCUGGGUCUUGCGGAGAGUGCGAGUUGCAACCAGAUAGGAUAACAAGUUGCCACUGUGGAAAGAACAAACUGGAAUAUGUAAGGAAGAGUUGCCUGGAUCCGAUUCCAACUUGUUCUGAAACUUGUGAAAGAGUCCUUCCUUGCGGAAUUCAUAGGUGCAAGGAGACCUGUCAUGAGGGAGAUUGCCCACCUUGUUUGGUGCUGGUUGACCAGAAAUGUCGAUGCCUCUCUUCAAACAGAAAAGUGGAAUGCUACAAGGCCUCUGAAGAAAGCAAAAAUUUUCUCUGUGACAAGUCCUGUGGUAAAAAAAAGAACUGUGGCAGGCACCGGUGCACUGAACGUUGCUGUCCUCUCUCUAAAAUUGCUGGAGCGAUUUCGAACAGUGAUUGGGAUCCUCAUCUGUGCUCCAUACCUUGUGGAAAGAAGCUCAGAUGUGGGCAACACUCUUGCCAACUGCUUUGCCACAGUGGUUACUGCCCACCUUGUCUUGAGACUAUAUUCACAGAUUUGACAUGUGCCUGUGGAAAGACAUCAAUUCCACCGCCACUUCCUUGUGGUACUCCAAGACCGUCCUGCCCCCACCCUUGUUUGGUUUCCCAACCAUGUGGUCACUCGGCUUCCCACACUUGCCAUUUUGGAGAUUGCCCACCAUGUUCUGUGCCAGUUGUGAAGGAAUGCAUUGGAAGCCAUGUGUUGUUAAGGAAUAUACCUUGUGGAUCCAAGGAUAUCAGGUGCAAUCAACUCUGUGGUAAGACUCGCCGAUGCGGGAUACAUGCCUGUACUAGGACUUGCCAUCCUCUUCCAUGUGAUGCUUCUUCUGCUUCAACAUCUGCAUCUGAUGUGAGUGGGAAGUCUUCAUGCGGACAGGUCUGCGGUGCACCUAGAAGGGAUUGCAAGCACACUUGUAGUGCACCAUGUCAUCCCUCAGAGACCUGUCCUGAUCUUAGGUGUGGAGUGCUUGUCAUGAUAACUUGUUCUUGUGGUCGAAUUACUGCAAGUGUUCCUUGCAGUGCUGGAGGAACCACCAAUGAAUUCCAUGUUGAUACUGUAUUAGAAGCAUCCAUUCUUCAGAGGCUUCCAACUUCAUUGCUUCCCGUGGAAGCCAAUGAAAAGAAGGUCCCUCUCGGGCAGAGGAAGCUCUCUUGUGAUGAAGAGUGUGCUAAGCUGGAGAGGAAACGUGUCCUUGCAGAUGCAUUCGACAUAACCCCUCCCAAUUUGGAUGCUUUGCAUCUUGGUGAAAACUUAGCAUCAUCUGAUCUUCUUGCUGAUCUCUUUAGGAGGGAACCUAAAUGGGUUUUGUCUGUGGAGGAUAGGUUUAAGUUCUUGGUGCUGGGAAAGACAAAAGGAGGUGGCAUCAAAGUACAUGUCUUUUGUUCUAUGUUGAAAGAAAAGAGGGAUGCUGUUCGGCACUUAGCAGAAAGAUGGAAACUAACAGUCCAAGCUGCAGGUUGGGAGCCAAAGCGAUUCCUAGUGGUUCAUGCUACCCCCAAGUCAAGACCUCCACCUCGUAUAUUGGGCUCGAAGCCAGGAGUACCGCUAGCUGCUCCACUUCCUCCACCAUUCGAUCCUCUAAUUGAUAUGGAUCCUCGACAUGUUGUUUCAAUGCUAGACAUGCCUCGUGAUGCAGAUAUCAGUGCCUUGGUGCUAAGAUUUGGUGGGGAAUGUGAACUGGUAUGGUUAAAUGACAAGAACGCUUUAGCAAUUUUUAAUGACCCAGCAAGGGCUGCCACAGCUUUGAGGAGGUUAGAUCAUGGAUCAGUAUACCAGGGAGCAGUGAUAGUUUCAAGUUCUGCUGUGAGUAAUGCAUGGGGAACGAGGCCUAAAGAGGAUGGAGUUUCCUCAAAGGUUAGCAAUCCAUGGAAUAAGGUUGUUGCCCCUGAAUCAGAUUCUUGGGGAGGGGAUUGGUCUUCUUCUGGGGUUAGUGCCGCAGCACCUGCUUGGAGGCCAAUAGAGGCUGCACCAAUCUCGGCAUCAACAAAUCCAUGGAAUGUUCUUGAUUCUGAUGCAACUAUGAAUUCAUUGCCUGCUGAAUCAUCAGAUCAUCCUUUUGAUUCCAGUGGUGAAUGUAGCCCUACUGUGGAACCUGAUACAGGUGGUGAUGUGAUCUCUGUGAGUCAGGGUGUUGCUGUUGACGAGACAGAGAUAAAAGAGGUGGACGACUGGGAAGAAGCGUAUGCAUGAAGCCUCUUUUGACUUGUCUGAGUUGCUUCCCUUUGAAUGUUGUUGAACCUUUGUUUUACUUUUGCAGCCAAUUUAUGUAAAUCCAUUAUGUCGAUGAGAAAUUUAUACUCCUCGAUGCAGACUUAUUGUUGCUCAUCUUAUUUUUGUUGUUUCUGGCAAUACAGAAUACUGCUUGAGCAAUUCCUUUUU